Molecule: messenger RNA, 765 nt
Organism: Funneliformis mosseae
Lineage: Eukaryota; Fungi; Glomeromycota; Glomeromycetes; Glomerales; Glomeraceae
Source: the annotation of a GenBank genome assembly
AUGUCAACUGAAAUGAAGACGAACGCUUUCCAAGAACGAAUUAUAUUAAACGUAGGGGGGAUAAAAUAUGAAACAUUUCGUUCAACGUUAAUAGCUUAUCCCGAAACAUAUUUAGGCACAAUGUUUGCGGACAGGAAUAGGGAAUUAUUACGUCCAACAAAUGAUAAUGAAUAUUUUAUAGAUAGAGAUGGGAAAUUAUUUAGGUAUAUUUUACAGUUUUAUCGUACAGGGAAAAUUCAAUUUCCCCCUUCUAAAGAUAAUAAAUAUUCUAAAGAGGAAAUUUAUGUAGAAAUCGAUUUCUUUCAACUUCCCAACUUCUUGCAUACCCAACAAGUAAAUUUAACGUUAUCACAAAGAGCACAAAAUGCGUCGGCGAAAAAAGUAGAUGCAUUUGUAAAUGCUUUAAUAGAAUGUAUUAAUGAAGCAAUGGAAUGCUUUGAAAUUGCAAUCCCAUUUUCAAUUCAUCGUAUAGUACCAAAAGAUUAUGAGACUUAUUGGGAUGAAUAUGAAAAGUUGGCUCCAUUCGUCAGAUAUAUUAGACCUUUUUGUAAUGUAGGGUAUUUUAUUUUAGAAAGGUUCCAUAAAGAAAUUGGUAAUUCUCUUAAAAAAGAACUUGGCACGGAUUUAGGUUGGAUAGUUGAGAAACAUAACAAUGAUGUUGCAAAGAUGGAUUAUUAUAGGAUUAAUAUCACUAUACCCGAAGAAUUCUAUGAUACGAAAAAAAUCUUGCAGAAUAGUAAUUUUUUAGAAUCUCUGCCUGAAUGA